Pectinophora gossypiella (pink bollworm) is the source of this 3382-nucleotide messenger RNA. Its product is annotated as nucleolar protein dao-5. Bases 211 to 1941 code for a protein of 576 amino acids. The record is from RefSeq and is a predicted model, not a curated record. NCBI's taxonomy places the organism in Eukaryota, Metazoa, Arthropoda, Insecta, Lepidoptera, Gelechiidae. The transcript is spliced from 12 exons.
UGUCAGACAAAUGACAAUAGUAAAAUAAAUAACACAAAAAUAACAGCUUUUAUCAAUUUAUAUAGUCUUUGCCAGAAAUUAAUUAGACUUAAAAAAAAACAAACAACAUAACCUCUUCUUUCAAGCUUCUUUCAUUUAAUAUUGUUUGUUGUUUUCAUUUCAUGGCGCCAAACUAUUUAUUUUUCUUAUAUUUCUAAUAAUUCAAUAAGAAUGAGUACAGUGUCUUCAGAAACCUAUAGUUUUACGAAAAUAUCUCUUAGUAAUAAAGUUACUGCACUCGAUACUACUCUUAAGGAAUGUUUAUUCAAUUUUAAAGGACUCAUGUUAGAAGUGGAACAAAUUAGCAAUGAAUGUGAAAGUUAUAAAGCUGAUUUUGCAAUGCAAAAGGAGAAAUGUGAAAACAAAUCUUGCAGUAGUUCUGAGGUGCUAAAAAAAGUUAUAGAAUCAAAAGAAACAAUAAUACAAUUAGCAGCUGCAGCAGUUACAAAACUGAAUGAAACAAAAAAUUUCAAUGUUGUAAGUGAAAUCUUCAAAAUACUAUGUGGUGAAGUUGUAACUCUCACACCACCAAGGGACUCACAGGAGCAAAACAGGCAUGAAAAGAUACCUCUAACAGACCAUCCUAAAACUACAGCGAAUGUAAAGAAAAAGCUACUAAUAACUCCUAAGAAAGAGCUGAAUUCUCAAGAUGUGUCAAUUAAAGAUGAGUCAAUCUGUGAGAUAGACGGGACGCCGGGACGGACCAGCCCUAUAAUACAUUCCAAGAAGUUGAAGAGCAGUUCUUCUGUUUCUAGUUUAAGUGGAAGUUCUGAUUCGAGAGACAAGAAGAAGUGUCCUGAUAGUUGGUCCACCCCAGAACCCAAGCAGCUGAAGCUAAGCUACACGAUGACCGGCAAGUCAGGCGGGAAGCAGCGUCAGAUGCGACUCAACUUCGUAAACACCAAGUCCGCGAGCGUCGUGGACUUGACGAGCUCCCCGGAGUUCUCCGGGGGCGUGAGGAGCCAGAAUCCUCAUGUGCAGUUAAUUAUCAAACAAGAGUCUAGUGAAAAUGAUGACACCAUACUACCAUCUCCUACAAGCGGAGAUGGGAAGUUUGCCUUAUCAAAAACAAUAUCCAAAGACAGUCAAAAGUUCAAAAAGCCACUGUCGUUAUCGAAGCUAAAGCAUGAGGAGUACCCAGAUGAAGCCAACAGUCCCAUCAUACAGGUUGUAGAGAAGAAACCCAAGGACAUAUCUAAAUUAGAUGAGCUUGAAGACUCUAUUAAUAUCUUGAAACCUAACAGAUUCCCUAGAAGUCCUUACAAAGCGAGUCCUAAGAAGGUGCCAAAAUACCAGUCGCCGUUGAAGAAAGAGCCUUUAACUGUUAUAAUUAAAACUGAAACUUCUUUAAAACCUGAAAAAUGUUUGCCCAAGGAACAGAGACCGUCUAAUGUGGAAAAUAAUGAUGAUGACAUAACUCAUUGUGAAGAAGCGAGUAUGUCUAUAUUGCGACAUGUAGAUUCAAUACUAGAUCACGCGAAGGAAGGACUGAAAAGCCCCACAAAGCGACCGUUGGUUGAGAAUAAGAACUGCGUGAACACACAAAGUGACCACGAGUCCAGCAUUUCUCUACUACGACAGGAGCCGACUGAGAAACCUAUAGAAGAUAAUGCUAAAAGGAAAGCCACAGAAAACGUGGAGCCAGUGUACAAGGAGCCGACUGUUCGUAAGAAAGCAGAGAAGCUCGCUCUGCCCGGGUGGUGCUGCGAUGAAUGCAAAGCUUUCUUCGGCGACCUGUACGCAGACGACGCGGACAAAAUAAAGGCGGUGAUAGCGCGGUGUUCGAAGCACCGCGGCCGAAACAACCCCGCGCGACCGAAAACCCCGCCCGGCAUAUGGAACCCUCGCUGGCACGUGCCCACAGACACCGACGACUUCAACCGGCUCAACGACGCCCUCUGACAGAGAUAGAGAGAAGACGACAACAUUACAGCACACCCCGGACACUUCAUACACCUCGUUCUACACAGACACUACACAUCAGAUACACACUACACAUUGACAUUAGAUUUUCAUGUCGUUACAUGAGCCAUGUCAGGGGCCUUUGGCGGCUCAAUAGUAACCCUGACACCAGGGUUGAUGAGGUUGGUAUUCCACCUCACAACCCACACGAUAGAAGAUUGACAUUAUCUUACACGCGCAUCUGUGUGUGUGAUGUCUGAUGCCAUACGAUUGAAUUCUAGUAAGACCUUGGGGAUUGAGGUAAACCAAGCUCAGACGCUGGUGGGGAGCGGAGAGUUGCCGUUCUAUACGUUGUAUUUAUCUUUAUUCUACGAUUAUAGUACGAGUCGACCAUAGAAUAAAUAUAUGUAUAGAAAGGCAACUCCGCGCCGUAGCAAUUCGUAUCGGGUGCCAACUUCUCCUCCUCUGGGACCUACUGUAUAGGCUUAAUGGUCGGAAGGAGCAUUGAUGUAUAAAAUAUGUUACUAUAGUAAGGGGUAAUGGGGGCGCAGCUGCAGUGUGUCUCGCUCGCACUCACCUACGCGUUAGGCGGCGCACGGUAAGAAUGUCAUUUUUAUAUGUAGUGUCCAGAAUGUGCUGUUCCCAAUAUUGAUGAGGCCAAACCCUAAUGUAGGGCAUCGAUAUAAAUAGUCCGGUCGUAACCUUAGGUAAGAACGUUGAUGUUCGUUGCGGCAAAUUAACAUUCCCUCAUGCUUACGUCACGAGGCGAACGUAUAUGCUUGUAAAUUAUUAUUUAAGGACAUUUUAAGGCUAAAGUAAGACCCAGAGAGGAAGACGACACCAGAUACAAAUUGGUGUGGGACGGAGAGUUACCGUUCUAUACGUAGUAUAUACUAACACGAUACAAAAACGACAUGUGGUAUUCUUUAUUCUAUCCCAGCACGCAUGCGCCCUCUCAAUGAUGGAUGGAUGGGACUACAACAGGACUAUUUUAUAACGUUGAGAAAGCCAACAUUGUUUUGUUGUAAACUUGACCUUCUUUCUAUAAGUUGUACUACUUACUCCGAGUCUUAAGAUGAAUUCGAAAUGGUCGUAGAACUAUUUGUAUAAUUUGGUAGCUUACGCACUACACCCACUCGAUAGUAAUUUUCUGUUAUAGAAAUGUAGUGUUAAAACGCCUUGACUUGUUGUUUGGAAUGAUUACUUAUAAAGUUUCUAGAUUUAUUCGCUACUACUAUGUUUGAAGGCGUUUAGAAGAAUAUUUGUAUCAAAAAUGGGUAAGUAUAAUAGUUCUAGAGAAUUCGAGAUGAGUAAGUAACUACACGAGUGUGGUAUUUGUCCUAUACCUACGUAAUAUUAUAAGUAGGUAUAUUUCAAAUCUGUAGAUAAGAUUUACGUCGUUGGAUAGUAAUAGUAGUUGAAUGGGUUACGGGAAGGUGUU